Molecule: messenger RNA, 2664 nt
Organism: Pieris rapae (cabbage white)
Lineage: Eukaryota; Metazoa; Arthropoda; Insecta; Lepidoptera; Pieridae
Product: heterogeneous nuclear ribonucleoprotein F
Exons: 8
Coding region: 156-1208 (350 amino acids)
Biological process (GO): regulation of RNA splicing
Cellular component (GO): ribonucleoprotein complex; nucleoplasm
Molecular function (GO): RNA binding
Source: RefSeq, a predicted model, not a curated record
UCAUUCAAUAUUCAUGUUUGUGGAACUCAGAAUUAAAAAACAGUUGCAUUAGCAUAAGCAUUUUUAAGAACUUUAAAAGAUAAUCGCAUCUUUUAAUUAAAGUACUCGAUUUUAUUUUAACGUAUUCGUUUAUUUAAUACUUUUCAUAGUGAAACAUGUUGGGAUCCGGCGAUGGAGGUAAUAUUAUCAAAUUGCGUGGGUUACCAUUCUCCACUACAAUCGAAGAUGUUUUGGAUUUUUUAUCUGAUGUCAAUGUGUUGAACGGAAAAGAAGGUGUACAUUUGACUGAGGUACGACCUGGCCGUCCAUCUGGUGAGUGUUUUGUUGAAGUGGAGAGCCAACAAGAUGUUGAGGAAGCUUUAAAGAAAGAUAAAGAAAAUAUGGGCAAAAGAUACAUAGAAGUUUUUUCCACUGAUCGUCAAGAUAUGGAAUGGGCACUGAAUGCUAUGAAACAAAGUGAAAAUGGAUUUGAUACACUUCCUAUUGUCAAUGAUGACAUGGGUGUUGUUAAGCUGAGAGGUUUACCCUUUGGCUGCUCAAAAGAUGAAGUUAUCCAGUUUUUUGACGGGAUCCAAGUGGCCCCGGAGGGGGUGCACUUACUAUCGGACAACACGGGGCGGGCCUCGGGCGAGGCGUAUGUUUACUUCAUUGACAAACAGGGUGCUCAAGAUGCCCUCAGCAGGGACAGGGAGAAAAUAGGACACAGGUACAUAGAAGUGUUUCUGAGUUCGCCCGACGAAGUGAGGGCAUACGCAGCGCGAAUCGAUAGCGGAAUGCGUUCCAGCCGUGGGUACAGACCGACUCCGUACGAUAGGAACGAGCGAUUUGGUGGACGGUUUGCUUCGAGGGGCAGAACGGCUUUUGGGAGAGGUGGUAGUGGUGGAUAUGGUGCGGCCAGAGGGGGGUUGAGGCGCAGCAGCGGUCUCCACUGCGUGCACAUGCGAGGCUUACCCUUUAAGGCCUCACCUCAGGAUAUCGCUUAUUUCUUCAAACCAAUCCGCCCGGUCAACAUCACGAUACUCUACGACAGCAGCGGGCGGCCUUCGGGCGAAGCUGAUGUGGAAUUUGAAUGUCAUGAUGACGCUAUGAGGGCAAUGAGACGAGACAAAAACAACAUGGAGCACAGAUAUAUAGAAUUGUUCCUGAACUCGUCACCGAGUAGCGGCGGAGGCGCUUUUAAAUCUAACCGGAAUUUCCGGAACUAUUGAUUUUCAUUUUUUUACGUUCGGCAGUUAUGCUGCUAAUUUGAAUUAAUAGUGACGUCACAUGAAGGUUUUAAUACAAUACAAUAUUGAAACAUGUCUACGAUUUCAGAUAAUGAUAUCCAAAUAAAAUACAGUUGUGUUAGUUAUAAAUACUGCUGCUAUAUAAAUAGGAGGUUGGAAAUGACAUACUCAGGUCCGGAAUAUUCAAAUACCAAUUAUAAUUGCAAUAAUAUAAACAAAAAUGCGCUUUUAUUUCAAUAAUCGCAAGUUAAAAUAGUAUUUGAAUAUAGAAACCGGACGCCAAGUCUUAGAAACUCAACCUGUGACGUCACUUCCGAUGCAAACGAAAUUCCAAAUUCAAUAGUUGUCAGGAGUCUUAGCCAACAAUAGUUUGCGACAGGCGUGAUCGGAAAUCAGGAUGCAGGCAUUUGGUCACGUGAUCAAUCCCAUACUAAUUCGAUUGGCGUUCGUCGCGCCUGUUGCAAGAAUGUUUGGCUAAGGCCCUUGGUGACGUCAUCGUUUGAAUUUCAUUCUAAUAUGGAAUUCUUUGUAACAUGAUUUCUAUGUUAAAUUAGUAUUUUUUACUCAAGAAUUAUCUUAAAGUACAUUUGAUUGUAUUUUUAAGUUUUAUACCUGUAAUUGUUAUGUGCAUGUUUAUAUUUGCACGAAAUUCUAUUAAAAUUGUCAAGGGAACGCCCAUUGUACUUAAUGUUGGAAUUUUUAUUAGAAAUUCUCAAAAUUACAAUGAGAUUAUCCACAGAGAUAAUAUAGAUAAGGUGAAAAUAUAUUUUUUAAAUUUCAACGCCAAUGAUUGAAAUUUUUAAUAAAAAAAAGUAGAUAAAAUAAUUUACUAUUCCUAUCUCUUUCCACCAAAUUCCACUAUUACUAUCUCUUUCAUGUCCAGUGGCAGACUAUCUUACUUCCCCAUAAAGAAAGAGAGAAAAAUCACGUUGAAUUGAAAUUCGAGUCUUAUAUAGCAAAUAAAAAAUGUUUUUUUUAUCUUACUCAAUAUAAACGUUUUAAAUCGUCAAGUACCUCAUCUGUCUCUUUUUAUCAUAGCGUAAAAUCGAAUUGACAGAAAGAGAGCAAAAGAAUUAAAGUGGAGUAAAGGUAUGUAUCUAAUUUUGUGGAAUUAUUUACAUUUGUUAAGAAAUACUGUUAUAUAGUAAAUAUAAUUGCUGCUUCCGUAAUCAUUUGAUAAGUCAAAUACUGCAGUUAAUUGAUAUUAACUCCUAAUCGACUGGGAGUGAAAUUAAAUUCCUGUGUGUAUUUCUUAAGUCUUUCAUUAGCACUCUUACUUUUUAGUUUCGUCUCUGUGGAUAUUAUUAAGCUUAAAUAUAUUUUACAGAACAAUUAUAAUAACAUCGAAUAUUAGUGGGACAGUGUCUGAUUUUGUGGAUUUUUUACAAAUAUCCCGUUUUAGUAUAGGUUAAUUAAAUAGCCAUAAAGUUUUCAAUAA